Chenopodium quinoa (quinoa) is the source of this 891-nucleotide messenger RNA. Its product is annotated as nuclear transcription factor Y subunit B-5-like. Gene Ontology annotation, cellular component: CCAAT-binding factor complex; nucleus. The record is from RefSeq and is a predicted model, not a curated record. Gene Ontology annotation, molecular function: RNA polymerase II cis-regulatory region sequence-specific DNA binding; protein heterodimerization activity; DNA-binding transcription activator activity, RNA polymerase II-specific. The transcript has a single exon. Bases 79 to 600 code for a protein of 173 amino acids. Gene Ontology annotation, biological process: regulation of transcription by RNA polymerase II. NCBI's taxonomy places the organism in Eukaryota, Viridiplantae, Streptophyta, Magnoliopsida, Caryophyllales, Amaranthaceae.
UCUCUCGUUAAGAGGAUCUAUCAAGUUUCUCUUUACUUUCUUUUCUCUCAUUCUUUUUAAUACAAAACACAAAUAAUAAUGGUUGAUAACAUAACCUCUUCUUACUCAAAUAGAAGUUUACUUCCCAACUAUAACCCUACACCAACUUCUUCAUCAUCUCAACAACAACAUGGUAAUUACAAUCAAAAUAUUUACCAUGAGGGUAGUAACAUAAGGAACUCGAAUGAGCACGAUGAUCACGAGCACGAAGAUCAAGCCCUAGGGACUAUUAAAGAGCAAGAUCGUUUGCUCCCUAUAGCUAAUGUUGGGAGAAUAAUGAAGCAUAUAUUACCCCCAAAUGCGAAAAUCUCUAAGGAAGCUAAAGAAACUAUGCAAGAGUGUGUUUCCGAGUUUAUUAGCUUUGUUACGGGUGAAGCCUCCGAUAAAUGUCACAAAGAGAAGCGCAAAACUGUCAAUGGUGAUGAUAUUUGUUGGGCCUUGUCUUCUCUAGGGUUUGAUGAGUAUGCUGACCCUUUGAAGAGGUACCUUCAUCGAUACCGUGAAUUCGAAGGAGAAAGGGUUGCUAAUCAAAACAAGGAGAGGGAAAAUAUCCAUGGUUGAUGCUUGUCAUCGAUCAACAACUUUUAUGAGUUGCUAGCUUGGUAAUACAUAUAUAUUUUGGCUUUUUUUUUUUAAUUUUAUUUGUUAUUUUAGCUUGUUUAUGGUUGUUUAAUUUAUGAGAUUAAAACAAAAGUAUGGAGUUUUAAUUUAUAACCUAAUUUGUAAGGAAGAGAUUUGUUAAUUAAUUACUAGAUCUCUUGUGUUAAAUUAAAGAGUACUAAUUGAAUUUGAUAGGGUCCUAACUGGGUAAAAGAAUCCCUCAAUUAAUUUUGCGAAAUUUUGCCCCCUUUA